This is a messenger RNA of Nicotiana tabacum (common tobacco), 1446 nucleotides long. The record is from RefSeq and is a predicted model, not a curated record. Lineage: Eukaryota; Viridiplantae; Streptophyta; Magnoliopsida; Solanales; Solanaceae.
AUGUCUCCUUAUCUCUUUGUGAUUGCUAUGGAAUAUUUACAAAGGGAGAUGAACCAACUGGCCAUACAAAAGGAGUUCAAAUACUAUCCUAAAUGCAAGAAGCUGGGAGCAACACACAUAUGUUUUGCUGACGAUUUGUUAAUGUUUUACAGGGGUGAUAUAAAUUCAGUUACUAAAUUACAGGAAACUUUUAAUAGAUUCUCAGUUGCAUCAGGGCUGCAAGCAAAUGCAGAAAAGAGUUCCAUAUAUAUUACUGGUAUAGCACAACACAUAAAGGAGCAAUUGAUAGAGCUUACUGGAUAUACAGAGGGCUCUUUAUCAUUUAAGUACCUGGGGGUUCCAUUGUCGCCAAGAAAGCUGAAUAUUCACCAAUGUCUAUCACUGGUAAAAAAGAUAACUGAAAGAGUAAGAUGCUGGUCAGCCAGGUUGCUUUCAUAUUCUGGGAGAAUUCAACUCAUCAAAUCUGUGCUGUUUGGAAUACAAACAUAUUGGGCUCAAAUUUUUUUGUUGCCAAAAAAGAUCAUGAAGAUGAUAAAAAUCAUAUGUAGGACCUUUUUGUGGACUGGCUCAACAGAAUGCUCAAGAAAAGCUUUGAUUGCAUGGGAUAAGUUAUGUCAGCCUAAAGCUACAGGAGGUUUGAAUGUUAUAAACAUGAAGAUAUGGAAUAAAGCAGCACUACUGAAACAUCUCCGGGCAUUGGCUAUGAAGAAAGAUACAUUGUGGAUCAAAUGGGCUCACAAUUAUUAUAUAAAGAACAAAGACAUUGCAGAAAUGGACACACCCAAAGCAGCAGCAUGGGUGAUCAGGAAGAUCAUUGAGGCAAGUGAGGAUGUGAAGCAGAUGAGGUCGGGACAGAAUAGCCUUAUAUCUACAUUGGAGACCUUAGUAAAGCAAGGCAAGUUCCAAAUCCAUAGAGCUUAUGUUCAAAUGCAUCCUCAAUUUCCAAAAGUUAUGUGGAAAAGCAUUCAUUUACAUACACAUAUUCAUCCUAGAUUCAAAUUUCACCUAUGGCUGGCUAUUCAUCAAAGGCUAGCAACAGUAGAUAGACUCAUGAAAUUUGGAAUUCAAGCUCCAUUAGAAUGUGUGUUCUGUGCAACCAACAUGGAAGCUUUUGAGCAUCUAUACUUUGGCUGUCCAAAAACUCACAAACUAUGGGACAGAGUAUUGAAAUGGCUUGGCAUCACAAGACAGAUAGGAAGCUGGCAAGAUGAGCUGAAUUGGAUGAGCAGAUUGGCAAGUAGGAAGAACUGUAAAGCAGAAAUGACUACAGCAACUUUCGCGAUGGUAGUUUACUGUAUUUGGCGCGAAAGGAACUCGAUUAGAUUCAACAAAGGCAGAUAUAACAUGGAUGAAGUAUGCAAGGAAAUUGCUAUGCAUAUACACAUACAAGGGAGAAAGAAGACCAAAUGGCAAAAGGAAUUGGAGAGCUUAAACAAUUUUCCUUAG